Messenger RNA from Aplosporella prunicola CBS 121167, 3581 nucleotides. RefSeq lists its product as uncharacterized. Gene Ontology annotation, cellular component: delta DNA polymerase complex. The record is from RefSeq and is a predicted model, not a curated record. The transcript is spliced from 3 exons. Gene Ontology annotation, biological process: base-excision repair, gap-filling; nucleotide-excision repair, DNA gap filling; DNA replication proofreading. Bases 98 to 3397 code for a protein of 1099 amino acids. Gene Ontology annotation, molecular function: nucleotide binding; DNA binding; 3'-5'-DNA exonuclease activity. Lineage: Eukaryota; Fungi; Ascomycota; Dothideomycetes; Botryosphaeriales; Aplosporellaceae.
UUUCGUGACACCGAGCUCUCACGCACUGCGAUUUUCCCUUCACCCACGCAACACCGCGCUCUGAAUGUAGCGCUCUUCCCCUACCGAACCAACGAUUAUGCCCGCUGCGACCUCCAUGAAACGGGCUCUGGCCGAAACUCCAGACACUCGCCGCAACGCCGCCGCAUCCCCGCAAUCGAUGAAGAAGCGCAAGCUGGACGACUCCGUCAGAUCGACCAAGGCCCCGCCGAAAGGCGCGGACAACAAUGUCAUUGGAUCGAGCCAACCUAGAAGCCAGUUCGAGGAGACACUCGAGAGGCUUACGCAGGAUAUCGAUGACUUGAGGCACACCAACAAAGAGAAGGAUCAAGAAUGGUCGCGGCCGAGCUUGGAUGAGUUCGAUGACACGCAGGAUAGCCUCUGCUUCCAGCAGAUCGAAGCUGAGGAGGGAACUUUACAUGGUGGCAAGACAACUGUCAAGCUCUUCGGUGUGACGGAAACCGGUCACUCUGUACUCCUCCACGUCACGGACUUCCUACACUACCUCUAUGUCGCCGCACCGGUAUCCUUUCAGAAAUCUGACUGCCAAGGCUUCAAGCACUACCUCGAAACCCAGCUUGCUCAACACCAGCCGGCUAUCCACUCCGUAGAAAUGGUAUUGAAGGAAAAUCUAUAUGGCUUCCAGGGCAAUCAGAAGAGCCCCUACCUCAAGAUCACCGUCAACGACCCAAGGUACAUAAACAGGCUCCGAACAUCCAUCCAGGAGGGCAACGCCAACUACAAGGGACUGUGGAAGGGCGCGGAUGGAGGCAUUUUGACCUUUGACAGCAUUCAAUAUGUUUUGCGGUUCAUGAUCGACUGUAAGAUCUCCGGCAUGUCGUGGGUCGAGGUGCCUCCUACGAAGUACACGAUGGUUCCUCAGCGAGACCGCCAUUCCAACUGCCAGAUUGAGGCCUACGUCAGUUACCGAAACCUCAUUGCCCAUCCUGCUGAAGGGGAGUGGGCUAAGAUGGCACCACUACGAGUCCUCUCAUUUGAUAUCGAAUGUGCUGGCCGCAAAGGAAUCUUCCCCGAAGCAAACAUAGACCCUGUCAUUCAGAUUGCAAACGUCGUUACCCGUUACGGAGAAGACAAACCGUUCGUCCGAAACGUCUUUUGCAUGGAUACCUGCAGCUCGAUCGUUAAUACUCGGAUUUACGAGUUCCAAGACGAGGGGAAAAUGCUGCAAUCCUGGACCGACUUCGUGCAAAAAGUUGAUCCCGAUGUCAUCAUUGGUUACAACAUUGCCAACUUCGAUUUUCCCUAUUUGCUGGAUCGUGCAAAGCAUCUCAAAUGCGCACGCUUCCCAUAUUGGACGAGGCUGAAGAAUGUCGCUUCACAAGCCAAGGAAACCAACUUCUCCAGCAAGCAGAUGGGCAACCGCGACACCAAAGCCACCAACACCAAUGGCAGACUACAACUCGAUCUGCUUCAGCUGGUGCAACGUGACCAUCAAUUGCGAAGCUAUACCCUCAACUCUGUCUGUGCACAUUUCCUUAAUGAGCAGAAGGAGGACGUGCAUCAUACGAUGAUCACUGAGCUUUUCAACGGCGACGCGAACUCAAGACGACGUCUUGCUGUAUACUGUUUGAAAGAUGCCUAUCUGCCACAGAGGUUGAUGGACAAACUCAUGUGCUUGGUCAACUAUACAGAAAUGGCCCGUGUCACGGGAGUGCCGUUCAACUUCCUGCUAUCCAGAGGUCAACAAGUCAAAUUCCUCAGUCAGCUGUUCCGAAAGGCCUUGGAACAAGAGCUGGUCAUCCCAAACCUACGCAUGGACAGUUCUGAUGAACAGUAUGAGGGUGCGACUGUCAUUGAACCUACUCGGGGCUAUUAUGACGUUCCUAUUGCAACCCUUGAUUUCGCAUCUCUGUAUCCCAGUAUCAUCCAGGCCCACAAUCUUUGUUACACGACAUUGUUGAACAAAAAUGCUGUGGAAAAGCUGGCUCUGAAGAAAGAUGAAGAUUAUAUCGUCACUCCUAAUGGCGACAUGUUCUGUACGUCUAAGGUUCGAAAGGGGUUGCUGUCGCAAAUUCUUGAGGAAUUGUUGGGUGCGAGAAAGCGCGCCAAAAAGGAACUUGGCGUUGAAAAAGACCCAUUCAAGAAAGCUGUUCUCAACGGUCGUCAGCUGGCUCUGAAGGUCAGCGCAAACUCGGUUUAUGGUCUAACCGGUGCGACUGUAGGCAAGCUUCCUUGUUUGGCUAUCGCAAGUUCUACAACCAGUUACGGUCGUCAGAUGAUUGAGAAAACCAAAGACGAAGUGGAGAAGAAGUAUACCAUCGCCAACGGCUACUCACACGACGCGCAGGUCAUUUACGGUGACACGGAUUCCGUCAUGGUCAAGUUCGGGCCUCCGGAUUUGGCAAAGGCCAUGGAGUUGGGUCAAGAAGCCGCGGAUUACGUUUCCUCGAAGUUUAUAAAGCCCAUCAAGCUCGAGUUCGAGAAGGUUUAUUUCCCCUAUCUCCUCAUCAAUAAGAAGCGUUACGCUGGUCUCUUCUGGACGAAUCCCAACAAGUGGGACAAGAUGGACACUAAAGGUAUCGAAACAGUCCGUCGUGACAAUUGUCGUCUGGUACAGACUGUCAUUGAGACUUCGCUUCGCAUGCUCUUGAUCGACCGUGAUGUCAAUGGAGCACAAAAUUUCGUCAAGGAGACCAUCUCCGAUCUGCUCCAGAACAAGGUCGAUAUGUCCAAUCUUGUCAUUACCAAGGCCCUUUCAAAGUCCGAUUAUGCCGCCAAGCAGGCUCAUGUUGAGCUUGCUGAACGCAUGAAAAAGCGCGAUGCUGGUUCUGCGCCGGCACUUGGUGAUCGUGUCGCGUACGUCAUUGUGAAGGGUGCUGGGGGCUCCAAGAAUUACGAAAAAUCGGAAGACCCAAUCUUCGUCCUGGAGAACAAUCUGCCGAUCGACACGAAGUACUAUCUGGACAACCAGCUUUCGAAACCGUUGACCAGAAUCUUCGAGCCUAUCUUGGGAGAAAAGAAGGCCUCUCAAUUGCUGACAGGCGAGCACACGCGCAGCAUCAGUGUCGCAGCGCCGACGAUGGGUGGUCUCAUGAAGUUUGCGAAGCGCACGCAGACAUGUAUGGGAUGUAAGAAGCCUCUGGUGUCCGCUCACGAGAAGGAGGGCGCUGUGUGCGAAAACUGUCAGCCAAGGUCUGGCGAACUUUACGCAAAGACCUUGUCUAAGGUUGCGGACCUAGAGGUCAGGUUCGCACGUCUCUGGACCCAAUGCCAGAGAUGCCAGGGCAGCAUUCACUGCGAGGUCAUCUGCAGUUCCAGAGAUUGCCCAAUCUUCUACAUGCGCAUGAAGGCGAAGAAGGACGUCGAGGACGCAAAUAAGGAACUUGUCCGUUUUGACAGGGAAGACGUGAUGUGGUAAAUCGGACCAGCAUCGAGAUGGAUAUGCAGCGCAUUUUAUGGGACGGGUGUACAUGCUUUGUUUGCUACCGGUUAUGGGUUUUACUAUGGGAUCAUGGUCAGGAUGGGCAGUUGCUAGGGCGGCGUUGCUGUGUGGAAGGCGAGUUUGUGCUUUCUUUAAUACAAACAUGAUACGGAGAUGAGAG